ACCUGAAGGCAUUGAACGGCAAUACAGGAAAAAAUGUGGAAAGUGUGGCCUUCUCCUUUUCUACCAACACCAGCUGAAGAAUGCUCCAGUGACGUUCAUUGUGGAUGGUGCUGUGGUCAAAUUUGGACAAGGCUUUGGGAAGACCAACAUCUACACACAGAAGCAAGAACCUCCUAAGAAGCGAGAGAUUGCGGAUUCAUAUGCCCAAAAUGCCAAAGUGAUCGAGAAGCAGCUGGAAAGGAAAGGCAUGAGCAAGAGAAGACUGCAAGAACUGGCCGAGCUGGAAGCCAAGAAGGCCAAAAUGAAAGGGACACUCAUCGACAAUCAGUUCAAGUAAGACGUUUCUUCAAAAGAAGAGAAGCAAACCGACACAUUUUUUUGGGGUUCCUUUCUGGUUCAUCCCAAGUAAUUUGGCCGCAUUUAUGAAAAUGGCAGUGAAUGGUGGCAACCUGGCAAAUCAAAAACAAGUCUGUUUCUAUUGUGGUUUAUUUCUAAUGUGUUGCCUGCAGCCUGGGCGAUUUUAAUUUCAUUUGAGGCUUUCUUUUUCGAGGUUCUGUGAAGUCUCUUCCUGUAAUUUGCUGUAUAUUCUGUUUUGCAAAAUGUUGUGAAACCUGUUAGGAGAACUGCAGAGUUUUUUUCUGUUGUUUUUAGUUGUUUGUAUAUUUUCAGAUGUACAUAGAAUCCUGGUGAGACAGAAACCAGCAAAAAUAAUAAACAUUUGGAAAACAAUUA
Molecule: messenger RNA, 732 nt
Organism: Thamnophis sirtalis
Lineage: Eukaryota; Metazoa; Chordata; Lepidosauria; Squamata; Natricidae
Source: RefSeq, a predicted model, not a curated record